Molecule: messenger RNA, 1617 nt
Organism: Andrographis paniculata
Lineage: Eukaryota; Viridiplantae; Streptophyta; Magnoliopsida; Lamiales; Acanthaceae
Product: F-box/FBD/LRR-repeat protein At1g13570-like
Exons: 4
Coding region: 162-1475 (437 amino acids)
Molecular function (GO): protein binding
Source: RefSeq, a predicted model, not a curated record
GCACAAUCAGUGAACUUUCUCAAGAAGAUCAAACAUGUGCCAACGCUAAUUAGGGUUUGGAUCAUCAGCUCAAUCUCAAUUUCGCGUGACUCUGUAAUUGAGCAUCACCAAUCUGCUCCGCUGCCUGUUUCAGUUGCUGUGAAAGAUUUCUCUCCGUCGCCAUGGCUGCAACGAGUUUCGAAGGAGCUUUUGCAGUCGACAGAAUCAGCAAUCUCCCCUGCGAUAUUACGGACCACAUUCUCAACAAUUUGCCUUUGCGCGACGUGGCGAGGACGAGCAUACUCUCUCGAGAGUGGAGGUACAAAUUGGUAACGAUUCCGAACCUUGUUUUCGAUCGAGAUUUCAAGCAGUCAUUACAUAGAAAUUGUGACCUAGAAUCCAUUAUAGAUCAAAUCUUGUUGCUUCAUAGAGGACCAAUAGUUAAGUUCUCUCUCAAGGAUAUAAAUAUCAAACACAAUCCUUGGAUCCAUCACUGGCUCGAUUUGUUGUCGAACCAUUGUAUUGAAGAACUCACCCUUAGGUUUUCCUACUCGCCGACUUACCACUCGAUGCCUCAUUUCCUGUUUAGUUUCGAUCGUUUACGCCAUUUGUAUCUUGCGAAUUGUGACGUUAGGCCCCCUCCCACGUUCGAGGGGUUUGGUAGGCUUGUUAGGCUUGAUCUUGUGAGUGUGCAGUUUGAGCUCUGUGAGUUUAAGAGGUUUUUGUCGAAAUGUCCUGUGCUUGAGUUUUUGAACAUGCGUAGCUUCAAUGGAAACUCGAUUUGGCACUUUGAUAUCGAUGCUCCUAAACUUAAGUCACUACACUUUUGGGGCAAAUUCAGUUCGAUGUGGUUUGGAAAUGCGGCACUCGAGGAGCUUUCUGUUUGUUACUCUGAUUUUGUUCUGUCGGAGGAAGGGAUAUUAGUUGAAGAUUACGAAAUGCCUGAAUCUCCCGGAAAUGGACUCAACCUGUUUAAGAUCUUCUCUCAGUUGUCGUCCAUCGAAAGAUUGGAAAUCAACGGCCGCACUAUGCAGGUCUUGGCUUUAGGUGGUGCCCCGGAGAAACUCCCUAACCACCUCGACAAUCUUGCGCUCAUUCAACUCUCCGACAUUGAUUUAGGACACACAGAUGAAGUUGCCUGUGCUCUUUGCUUGAUCAGAAGCUCUCCUAAUCUUCAGAGACUCGAAAUUAAGUUUGAAACAACCGACAAUUCAGCUCCAGAUGGCGCCAUUCGGUACCUGAAGUCGUUGCAGAAGCGCAAAACUCCUCUCAGCCGCAGCCUAAAAAAUAUUAAGAUUGAAAACUUCUCAGGCGCGGAGCCGGAGCUGGAAUUCAUCAAGCUCUUUUUAUCUGCGGCGACUGUGCUUCAGAAACUUGAAAUCAAAGCUGGUUUUUGUGAAUCGAACGAUGAAGGAGCAUGGUCGCCACGGAGUUUAUUGCAAGAGCUGGAAAGCUUCUCGCCCUCCUCGUCGAAGGUAGCAGUUUUAUUCGAUUGAGAAGCUCGAGAUUCCAUCGUUGCCCUGAGCUUGGUAGCAGAGUGUAUAUAUGUAUAUAUAGCAUAUUGUUAGUAUUAUGGAUCCAUCUAUACAUAUUUGUAUGUUUAGUCGAUUAGACAAUGUACUUCCUCCGUCUAGGCUA